CAAAGAUCCAGGCAGGAAGAUCGCUGGAAACAGUGCAUACUAGAUAGAGGCUGUCUUGGAAACUGAGACUGCUUGAGAUUCAAUAUCUCAAUCUGAUUUGGGCAAUACCAAUUGAAUUGGUACUGUUGAUAUACAACAAACAUUAUUUCCAGCUGGACAAUAGACAACCAGUGAACUGCAUUGUCAAACGACGUGGAUCAAACUUGUCUUCCACCCGAGACAACCAACGUCUAAAGGAGGACAAACAAAGAAAAAGAAAGGCGUGAAGAACAAAAGAAGAAAAAAAAAAAACAUGUCAUCUACACAAACUACACAAGUCCCAAUCAAACUCUCCUUCGAGUCAAUCGACGACCUCAUCUACGAUGCCCGCUCGGGCGAUCUCGACGCACUGAAGACCGACAUCGCCAGUCUAAGCAAGCAACAUGACUGCUCGGAAUCCCUGAUUGUGGCCUCGGCCAUCGACAUGGAACCUGAAUCCGAGGGAGGCACGGGGAGUUGUCUGUUGCAUUUUCCGGCCGCGAAUGGGAAUCUUGAAAUCCUAUCCUACCUUCUCCAAAUUCUCUAUUCAAGUUCUGAAUUCUCCGCCAAAAAAAGCAUCGUCAACCACGGGAAUCAUUCCGGGAAUACUCCGCUCCACUGGGCGGCGCUGAACACGCACUUGGAAUGCGUGAAGGCGCUUGUUGCCGCGGGGGCAGAUAUAUCCAUCAAGAAUGACGCGGGCCAUGAUGCUGUUUUUCUCGCGGAGAGGACGGCUUGGACUGCUGAGGGUGAGGGUGAUGAGACACAGGAGCAGAAAGAGCAAGAUGAAAGUGAAGGAGGAGAAGAAGACAAAGGUAAGAUCUCUCCCGGUCGCGCUGUUGUGGAGUGGUUGCUUGGGUGUGAGAAGGGAGAUAGUCUGGAGACUUCUGCUAGGGACGGAUCUGAAUCUGCUUCUGCUUUUGGUAAUGCAUCCGGGGAAGCGAUGGAUGGAGUGGAGGAAACUAAAUAA
Messenger RNA from Monascus purpureus, 988 nucleotides. The record is from the annotation of a GenBank genome assembly. Lineage: Eukaryota; Fungi; Ascomycota; Eurotiomycetes; Eurotiales; Aspergillaceae.